Messenger RNA from Dipodomys ordii (Ord's kangaroo rat), 855 nucleotides. It is a transcript of the gene Tmem81, whose product is annotated as transmembrane protein 81. The transcript has a single exon. Lineage: Eukaryota; Metazoa; Chordata; Mammalia; Rodentia; Heteromyidae. The record is from RefSeq and is a predicted model, not a curated record. The coding region runs from base 1 to 855 and encodes 284 amino acids.
AUGAAGGCCACUUGUUCCAUCCUUGGGAUCCUGGUGUUGGCCACCUACCCUGCGGUGGUGACCUCACCGGAAACAAUGGAUAUCCCUAAGCCGCUACAAGAAGCUGUGGGGGAAGUCCUUGUCAAUGCCACAACUUGUUCUGUCACAUGUGGCCUUGGCUAUAAGGAGGAGACUGUCUGCGAGGUGGGCCCUGACGGGGUGAGGAGGAAGUGCAAGUCUCAGCGCUUGGAGUGUCUGACCAGCUGGAGCUGCGGGAUGCUCCAUUUCACCGUGCUCGCGGGGAAUGACUUUGAGCUCAGCUGUCUCAGUGCAGAUAUCCUAGAGGACGGGAAGGAAUCAUUCCGCUUCACCUGGAAAGUCGCUCGGGGUAUUAUCUCAAUUAACGAUGUGAUCUUCAAACCCUACCGAUCCACCUUGCACUUCCUCCUGUUCAAGCCUGCUCUGGAGUCUCACUCGGGCACGUACCGCUGUGAUGUGCAUCAGCUGAAAAACUUGAGGCUUGUCAAGAGGCUCUAUUUUGGGCUGAGGGUCCUUCCACCCAAACUAGUGAGUCUGAAUUUCAAUCAGUCCCUUACUGAGAAUCAGAGGUUGGUAGAUGAGGGCUUGGAAGUUAAUCUAGACAACUAUACCACGCCUUCUCAACCCAAGUGGCAAAAGAAGGUGGCAUCAGCCUUGGCCAUAGGUGUUGCCAUUGGAGUGGUUGUUGGGGUACUGGUGAGCAUCGUUCUCUGCAGAGUGCUGAGUGGGACGUAUAGCACAGAGAGCCUGGGGAAGCUACAGGCCUUUCCACGCCCCGGCCAAAUGGCAGGGGAAGAAGAGCACAAUGUGCAGCUCCGUGGUGGCUCUGGGUGGUGA